Stegostoma tigrinum is the source of this 8691-nucleotide messenger RNA. Its product is annotated as aryl hydrocarbon receptor-like. The transcript is spliced from 11 exons. The coding region runs from base 370 to 3429 and encodes 1019 amino acids. Lineage: Eukaryota; Metazoa; Chordata; Chondrichthyes; Orectolobiformes; Stegostomatidae. Gene Ontology annotation, molecular function: nuclear receptor activity; protein dimerization activity; transcription cis-regulatory region binding. The record is from RefSeq and is a predicted model, not a curated record. Gene Ontology annotation, biological process: regulation of transcription by RNA polymerase II. Gene Ontology annotation, cellular component: aryl hydrocarbon receptor complex; nucleus.
AGCCUUACUCCCACUUCCCCCCUCUGACCUAUCCCCGGGUAGUCUGACCCCCUCCAUCCUUACUUCCCAUCGCCUUCCCCGGGGAACCUUCUCUCUCCAACCUCCCGCCCCCCUCCUGCUCGCUCUGCUGCUCCAUCGAGCGGCCGCAGCCGUCUGUGCAUCCCCCGCCCCCUUGUCUGAUGAGGAGGAAGUCUGUCUCUGUGUGUGUGUGUGGACAGAACAGCGCAGCACAAGAGGUCCGCACGCCUUACAUGUUGUUCCUUCUUGGAUUAAUUUGUGUUAAUCACUGUAACCUGUAACUCCUUGAAGAAGAAAAGGUUCAGCGGAGAUACAGACCGAGGGGAGAAGCCUGCUGCGCCUUUGCUGAGGAUGAACAGCGGCAGUAUCUACGCAAGCCGUAAGAGGCGAAAGCCUGUUCAGAAAAGUGUAAAAACCCCAGUCACUGAAGGCACAAAGUCGAACCCAUCCAAGAGACAUCGGGACAGAUUGAAUGCAGAGCUCGAGCGCCUCGCCAACCUCCUGCCCUUCCCACAGGAUGUUGUAGCCAAAUUGGACAAGCUUUCUGUUCUCCGCCUCAGUGUCAGUUAUCUCAGAGCUAAAAGCUUCUUUAAUGUUACUUUGAAGUCAAAGGGGAAUGGCAUCCAUGGAAACUGUAUACCAUCAGACCAUGGCGAAUACCUUCAAGAGGGAGAACUUCUGUUGCAAGCUCUCAGUGGAUUUGUGCUGGUGAUUACAGCUGAAGGAUUAGUUUUUUAUGCAUCCUCCACCAUCCAAGACUAUCUGGGGUUUCACCAGUCUGAUGUCAUCCAUCAGAGCGUUUUUGAACUGAUCCACACAGAAGAUAGAGCUGAGUUUCGUCGACAACUUCAUUGGGCCCUAAAUCCAAUGUCAACCUCAACUCCGGAGUGUGAACAGCCAAUUCCAGGUAGUGAAAAUGGUCUUCCGUUACCCAUCACACGUUACAGUCCUGAACAGCUUCCUCCAGAAAGUUCACCAUUUUUGGAAAGGAAUUUUGUCUGUAGGUUAAGAUGUCUCCUGGAUAAUUCCUCUGGAUUUCUGGCCAUGAAUUUCCAAGGCAGACUCAAGUUGCUGUACGAACAGAACAUGAAGGGAAAAGAUGGCUCCUGCAUCCCUCCACAGUUGGCGUUGUUCGCAAUAGCGACGCCUCUGCAACCUCCAUCCAUUCUGGAGAUCCGAACCAAAAAUUUCAUUUUCAGAACUAAGCACAAACUAGACUUCACGCCAAUGGGCUGCGAUUCUAAAGGGGAGAUAGUGCUGGGUUAUACAGAGACAGAAUUAUGUAUGCGAGGAAGUGGCUAUCAAUUUAUUCAUGCGGCUGACAUGAUGUAUUGUGCAGAAAACCAUGUCCGAAUGAUGAAGACAGGAGAAAGUGGAAUGACUGUUUUCAGGCUUUUGACCAAGGAGAAUGGAUGGACUUGGGUGCAAGCAAAUGCAAGAUUGGGAUACAAGAAUGGGAAACCAGAUUACAUUAUAGCUACACAAAAACCCCUCACAAAAGAAGAAGGGGAAGAGAAUUUGCAAAAACGAACCUUGCAGUUGCCUUUUAAUUUUGCAACUGGGGAGGCAUUGCUGUAUGAAAAAAAUUGUUUGAUCCAUGGAUUAAUGGAUCCCACAUUUCAUAAAAGCAAAGAGAAUGUUGCAAAAGUUAUAGCAGGAACAUCAAGAAGGCCAGAAGCAUUGGAUCAGAAUUCUCUUCUAGGUGCCAUGUUGAGUCAGGAUAAGUCAAUCUAUGUAUCUGCCCCUUCACAAAUUCAGAACGUCAGCUUUGAAAGGACCCUUUUUAAUAAGAAUGAAGAAGCAGAAUUCACUGAUUUCUUUCCUAGUGAUUGGGAAGAGAUUCUGUUUGGUGAAGAUAGCAGCAUUGGAAAGAUGGAAGGUACCAACUGUAUUCAGUCACAGAAGUCUUUACCUGCUCGUGAGGAAAACAUUGACGUUUCAGCUGAUAGUAUUGGCAGCGAACUUUAUAACACUAUGAAAAGCCUUGAUAUUGGGCUGGAAGACUUUGACCUCUUAUCCCAAGACGAGACAUUCCUGAGGGUUAAUUGGGAUGAGACUGGAGAUAUAAAUAAUAUUACACUGAAUGAGGAAAUACUAACAUAUGUCCAGGAAUCACUGAACAAGCUGUCAGACUGUAUGUACUCAAGUUGCAUGCAACAGAAACCACUGAAUUCAAUCUCAAGUUGCAUGCUACAGCAGCAGCUUCCAAUGGAAUAUCUUCAGCAGCAACAAAUCCCAGCAAAGCCUUGCCCUCAUCAACAGCAGCAAUCCCAAAUGCAACUGUACCAGCAACCACUGCACCCUCCCUCACAUCAGUACCAGCAACCACUGCACCCUCCCUCACAUCAGUACCAGCAGCAGAGGCAACCUCCCUCAAAUCAGUACCAGCAGCAGAGGCAACCUCCCUCACAGCAGUACCAGCCGCAGAUGCAACCUCCCUCACAGCAGUACCAGCAGCAGAUGCAGUCUCUGCCACAGCAGUACCAGCAGCAGAUGCAACCUCCCUCACAGCAGAGCCAGCAGCAGAUGCAGUCUCUGCCACAACAGUACCAGCCGCAGAUGCAACCUCCCUCACAGCAGUACCAGCAGCAGAUGCAGUCUCUGCCACAGCAGUACCAGCAGCAGAUGCAACCUCCCUCACAGCAGCACCAGCAGCAGAUGCAGUCUCUGCCACAGCAGUACCAGCAGCAGAUGCAGCCUCCCUCCCAGCAGAGCCAGCAGCAGAUGCAACUUCCAUCGCAACAGUACCAGCAGACACAGCAGUUGCAGUUAUGCCAGAAAAUGAAACACAUGAAUGUCAACGGACUGUUUACAAAGUGGAGCUCUGACAAUAUGGGAAUAACUGAUGGUCAAGAGAAGCAGUUUGAUUUCUCUGGCUUAGACAGCCCAGCAUCAGAGCUCCAGUACAAACCUGAAUUUAAUGCUAUCCCUUCACCUUGUAGGCAGGACGUAUUAUUGUACCAGCAGGUUGUAAGUCAGCCGUCUGACUUCAUCCAAGCAGAAAUGCCAAUAGAUGGUUUUCAUACACAGGGUGAUGCUGCAGCCAGUGCUUUGGAAGACUACUUGGACUAUGUGGAGCAACAUUCAAAAACACCAGAUUAUACUGCAGUGAACCCAUUAAUUAACCUAAUUGCACCAGAAUCAUGUUACACUGGUGCCAUGUCAAUGGUCCCAUGUCGAACGGAAAAUGACUUGUCCUGUAUGAAGACUGCACAACUCAAUUCUACAAGCUCAGGUCAACAGCCAUUUUUAGCCAAGAUCCAAACUGGAUUUAGUGAUGGAAACAUUAAUGAAGUUUAUCCAAAUACAUUCAAUAACGUGAAUUACACACAAUUAGGUCCUCAAACUCUUCACGGUCACAUAAUAGAACAUGGAUCCUGUUCUGAUCAAUCAUCCAGUGGCUUCAUGUAGAUGGCUGUCCUGUGAAAAAUGAGGAAAUGUUUUUAUGUUGCUUGCCGAAGGGACAGACAUUUGUAUCUACAAUGUGAAAGGACACAGAGCUUCUAAAAUGAAAACUUGUAAGGAGUAGGAGACCGAUUGCAUUCUGCUGCAUUUGAUUAUGGGUCCUACAGUCUUCAGAUUUUCUUUUUGCAAAGUGCUGUUUUAUGAAUCGGGAUUCAGCCUGGAUUCUUGCACUAGGAGUGCAUACAUCCUUGAGAAUUGUGAAAUGUGAGGUUCUACCCUCACAGCAAAUGAGCUCUUUUAAACUGUUCUGUUGGACUUUGGGCAAUGGAACUCGCACAGAGUAUUAAUUUAUAAUGGAACUACUUUUUGCAAUAUCAUAAAAGCAGAUUAUCCCAUUAAUGAACAUCAAUAUUUUGAAAGUAAAAAGGUUAUGUUCAUAUUUUUAUCAGAUAAUUUUGCCAAAUGGAAAUGUCUUUUGCGGAAUCAUGUAUGAAAGAUGAGAUCUUUGAUCACUUUCCUUUUCACUUUCCUACUAUAACUAUAAAUAUUAUGGCACUUUAAAGCAGUAGUAAUUUAAUUACAGUCUGCUGUACAGUACUGAACCCAUAACAGAUUUUUUUCUUCUAUAUAACAGCUGGAAGCAAAUAUAAAAAUAUGUUUGAUUAUAUUUAAGCAUUUUUGUCUCAGAAUGAUGCAGAUCUAAAUAUUUGUACUAGCUCCCUGCCUUGGGGAUGGCCUUAGUGAUUCAAACUCAGAUGAUUUAUGGACUUUUUCUAAAUGGUGGCCUACCAGUUCACGUGAUAAUGGAAUUUUGAAGCACCCUGUAUCCUGUAGGGAUAAACCAACAUAAAUUAUUUUCAGUCACAAAAGAAUGACCCAACUUUAAAAAGAAUACCAAAUUGGAAUAAAUAGUUAAUUACAGUUGCCAGAAAGACUUUUUUUUAAACUAACUGUGUCAGUUGAUUAGAAUUAUUAAUUGUGAGGGUUAUUCACUCACUAAAGCACAUAUCCGUUAAACCCUGUUCUAUAUCUCCCUUUUACAAUAGACGUGCAUAAUAAUUCUAUUGAACAUGUGUAUUGAUUUAGAAUAAAAUGUCAUACCACUAAAAAACUACAAGUGUAUGAUAAAUUGUUCAUGCCUUCAGGGAAAGUUUAGUAUCAGGGAAGCAAACACUGAUUACAAUGGGUAUCUUCAGAAGAAUCUCAGCAGCAACUUUUCUUUUCCUCUCCACUUAAAUAAAUUGCACUGCUGCAUGGACUUCAAUAAUGAUACCUUUUCUCUCAGAUGGCAUGUCUUUACAAUUAUCAUUGCUACCAUUGUUUCCUUGAAAUACUCGGAAAGCAAAUUUGAAAUGGAAAUGGUCCUCGUGUGGUUGUAUUAUGCAGGGAUGUCUCAUUUUCAAAAAAAAAUUCUCUGAAAAGUUGUGCCUGUGUCUAUGAAUCAUAACAUAGUCAAAUGUACAUUUAAAAAAAGCUCUGUGCAGAUAUAUUUUUCCUGUAACUGGUUGCUUUACAGACUUUGACCACAUUUUUUCAAAUGGCAUAUUUGCAGCGUAUAUCAAGAAGACAGUGUUGAAGAUUUUUUCUGUUGGGAAACCCCAACAAAACUCUUUGAUUUUUUUUACAGUACUUAUGCAAGCAUAGCAUGUAUAUGCUAUACGCACCUAGCCUCAGUUAAUAUACCUGUCCCUUGUAUUGCACUCUUCAGGAAAAAAAGCAUUCUUCACAUAAAAGCUCUUAUUGGUUCAGUGAGCAGUUAAAAUAAAUGACUACAAUAAAAGUUUGCUUUAAUAUUAAAAGCUAUCGUUCAUAGUUUAUCAAACGAAAAAUGCUUUCAAUACAUUUACUUUAUCUGACAGGUUUUGUAGACUUAUGAGACAUCAAUACUGAUGCAAAAUGUACGUUUUGUUUUGAAUAAUUGUUACUGAUUUUGUACAUGUUCAGAUUUACAUUUAAUUGUCCUUGUGAAAAUAAUUUUAUUUUUAAAUGAAUUUAUUGCAUUUUUAAAAAAUUUUGAUGUACAAAGAAAAACAAAACACAAUAAUAUGACUGAUUACUGUUGUGAGACUUUUAAAUAUUCACCCAGUUCAGUUGUCACUACCUGUUUUCGAAUGGAUAAUUUGAGCUGGGUAUUUUAUGACUUUAAUUUGCUUGUCACUUAAUAGAAGACCUGAUGCAUGUGCACUUCAGGAUAGAAGCAUUUGUGAUCACUGAAGUAAAAUGAGCGUUUUAUAUUGUACAUUUAACUUGAAUUGGAUUUGAGAAAAGAUAUUUUAAUCAGAUGACUUUUUCAAUUUUCCUUUUAAAAGAAUUGCACAGAAUAUGUCCUAAUGAUCAUCAUCUAUUUUAGUAACCUGUUCCAGAUUGUGAUGAAACUGUGAAAUAGUUACUUUAAUAACAUCUAGCCCAAGUACUUUUCUUAUUAUACCGAGUUGCCUUCGUGUCAGAACCCAUCACACUGCUUAUGGAACUUAAAUGGUUUAUCAAAGUACUCUGUAAACAUACUGAAUAUCCAUGAGUAGUGUAAAUAUGCUUGGAAUUUCCAAAAUCCAGAUGUAAAACACUGUGCAUAUCAAAUUGAAGGAGAUCUGCCACAUGCUAAAUUAUCUAACUCCAAAUUUGUUUAAAUUUCCACCACCAUUGCAUGUUUGUGCACGGUUUUGUAUCAUCUAAAAAUCUGUGAAUGGUUUCAAAUUACAAAUGAAGCUGAAUAACAGUGAUCAUGGCGCAGACUGCUCGGGAACUACAAAACUCUAUUGUGGCAAAGUUCCAAAACAAACUUUAAUAUUUUAUCAUUAAUCAUUUAGUGUAAAGAUGGUUUGUUGAAAAAUAUCAAAUAAUAUUCAAGGAAAUGUUUGAUACAUUGGUUCUCAAAAAACUUUGAUGAAGUGCCAAGCAAGUGGCUGUCUGAGCUGGAUUUUCCCCUCUGCUUACUGAACCCUACCAUUGAGAUCAAAUGCAGGGUCAGGAGCGCCACUGUGACAGGAAAUAGUCACUCAUUGUGAUUUUCCCUGUGGCAGCUGAUUAAUGGCCCAAAAAAAGAACACAUCUCCAAAUAAGGAUGAUAGGCUGACUUUUGAUUUUGGAGGGCCAGUCUGGGAUCUUCCAGUUUCGAAAGAGCAGAAGGAAAUAACAGAAGGUGAGAGAAAGAGGAUGCUUCAACAUAGAGGCACCUUCUUGCUAACCUUUUUUCAAAUUUAAACUAUGAUGUGGCUCUUACAGACAGACUGCUACAGUUUUAUUUCUGCUGCACCCAGGGAGGCAGAGAUGGUCUGCCUAUUGACCUGUCAGGAGCAUUGCUCCUACUACUGAUCCCCAGCUCACCCUUCGCCCCAACCCCCUUCAAGUCUGUAACUGGGAGUCUGCCUUUAGGCAGUUAAACCAGCCCUUCCUAUAUGAAUUUGGGGGCUGACCAGAAAAGUCUCUCACCCUGUCUUGACAGGUUUUGCGAGCACCAAUCCCAUCUCUGCUAAAAGGGCCCCAAACAGAGUAGUGCUGGGCAAACAGAAAGAUCCAAAAAGCUCCCUGUUCCACUUUUCUAAAGUAUACACUGGGGUCCUGGACAUUGUCACUCCCCUACAUCAUGAAGACUAUGCCAUUGUAUAGUUGGGAGAAAUCAGCUGUCCCUGUGGAGAUUGGUGUAAAAAGUCAUCAAAGCCUUAAGACAAAAUAAAAACAACUUCUUAAUGGCAGUCUUAAAAGAUGAAAUGAGUAUCACCUAUUGUCUUUCUUUGUAAACACUUAGUCUCUCCUUAAAGUCCAGAUUAUGAUCUCAAACUUUUUGGGCCUUGUGUGUCAUGCACUCAGUGGAAGUGCUGAGCUAUCUCAGGAAUUCCCAAGAAACUCCAUUAAUAUUGCUGCCAACCAUUUAGGAGUCACUUUGGAGGACAUCUGAGCUGCCAAGUUCACUCUGUUGUCAUAUUCCAAUCAGCAUUUAUAUAACAAUUAAUUGGAGGCUUUCCUCAAAUCAGGAUAAUGAGGCAGGCCCUUUUUACUAAUCACAUGUUGUCAAGCUUGUCUGGUGACCAUAACUCUCAUUGCUUAUGAUGCUUUUGUAGCUUCCCAAAAAGAAGUUGUUUUUAUUUGGUCUUUUAAGGCUUUGAUGACUUAUUACACUAACUGGGUGUUUCCACAGGAGCAGCUGAUUUCUCCUGACUACACAAUGAGCCAUUGUUAAAUUUGUUGUCUUUAUCAAAACUGUGAACCACAUGCUUCCAUUAGAGUUAAGUGCAGGGUUAACUGAUAUUACGUCAAACAACUCGACCAACCUUUCAGUUCCUUAAUCAUAGGUAAAAUUGUUUAUACAGUUAUUUUCUUGAAAUCAAUUGCAAUCACACUGUUUAAUAAUCUUAUUAACAUCUUACAAAUUGUUGUAUAACAUGCAAGUGAUGAUGUGCGAAAAAGGAUUGAAAGUCAUUUUGUAGAAGGGUUUAAAGAUGCUCAAGACAUUUUACACUUAGAGGGAGGGCUCCUUUGAAGAAAUUGGUUUAGUUUCCCUGUAGGAGAGAGGCAAAGGUCACCUUUUAAUUAAGUUUCAGUUAUGUAGUCUGAUUAGAGACGAGGCGGAUCAUAUAUGAAAUGAACAAAAUAUCUGUCAACACUAUCAACUGCUAGUCAUACUGUUUAGUGCAAAGAAGAACUUUCAACAUUUCUGUUAUCACUUUGCACAUCUAAAACUGGUCCCUAGAAGCAUUAAGUGUGGUUUGGAAUUUAAGUGCAAAAUGGUUUUCAUUGUAAAUCCUGAAUAACAUUUUAAGGUAUGUGAAUGUGAUGAACAGUAGCUAGGUCUACGAACACUGUAUUAAAGGUUUAAAGGGACAGCAUCAUUAUUGUACACGAGUACAGAACUGUUUGUGAACUACAGCUGUAUCAUAUUAUAAACUAUUAAGCCAAAAACAAAGUAUCAUGUUAUUAAGUGCCAAAUAUUCAGUACUAUUAGUAUAGUGUUGUAUCAAAAUUUGCUUUUGUUCAUUUUAACAACUACUUAGUGUUUUGCCCUAUAUUUUAUAUGGCAGCUGAGCCAUAGUCUGUGAUAAGAUGGCAAAUACAAGGGCAUUGAUGUUUGCACCAGUGCCAUAAACAUUUGGAAGUACAUUGCAGUUUGAAUUCUGCUCUUUGCCCUCUUGUUAAAUGUGGUGUUUAAACAGUAUUAUUGUAAAUGUUUCUUGUACAUUUUUUGAUGUCCAUUUGUUUUGCUCACAUAUUGCUAUGUCCACACACACUGUACAUGUUUCUCUUAAAAUAUAGUUUGUAACAAACUCACUCGCC